This is a messenger RNA of Spodoptera litura, 555 nucleotides long. The record is from RefSeq and is a predicted model, not a curated record. Lineage: Eukaryota; Metazoa; Arthropoda; Insecta; Lepidoptera; Noctuidae.
AUGUCGUGUAUCACCGUGUUUGAUAAAGUGUACAAGGAGAUGAUGGAAGUGGUCGGAGCUGACGGUCCAGUCACGAACGAGCAGUUGAGGCAGCUGGAGUACCUGGACAUGGUGUACAAGGAGACACUGCGGUAUUUCUCCAUAGCUGCCCUGAUACAGAGGACUGUAGUGGAAGAAAUUACUAUUCAAGACGGUAGUAUAACCCUCCCAGUGGGCACAUCGCUGGUGAUACCGAUCCACAACCUCCAUCGCGACCCUCGUUUUUGGGAGGAUCCUCACAGGGUGAUGCCGGAGAGGUUUCUCCCGGAGAACGUGAAGAAACGAGACCCUAACGCCUUCGUACCUUUCAGUUUGGGACCUAUGGACUGUUUAGGUCGAGUAUACGCCACAGCUCUCAUCAAGACGAUAGUGGUGUGGGUGCUCCGGUACGCAAGGUUGGAGCCAGCUGGGAACCUUGACAAUAUAAAGCUCAACGUCGCCAUCUCCGUGUCCUGCGCUGAUGGAUAUAAUAUUAAGGCUAGACCUAGGAACGGUAGAAUAAAUGAAUUAACAUGA